Messenger RNA from Prunus armeniaca (apricot), 504 nucleotides. The record is from the annotation of a GenBank genome assembly. Lineage: Eukaryota; Viridiplantae; Streptophyta; Magnoliopsida; Rosales; Rosaceae.
AUGUCAGACACCGAAUCAGACUAUAGUGGUAGCCCAAGAGCGUUUGAUGGAGAAUCGACAUCGGAGAGCUCGAUCGCAAGGCUUGAUAGUGCCGAUUUCGAGGAAACCGAGGGAGGGGAAGUGCCAGAGGUGUCUACCGAUACGGUGAGCACUUCGAGUGUGGAAGUAGUGGGGACUGAAAACGCCCACCUAUCGACAUCUGGUCGUCGAAUGGGAGAGGCCGAGGCCGAUGUGUCAGUCGCCGAUCCUAGGGAAGGCGUGCUGACGAUGGUCACCGGCCGACAAAGGAUAAUGAUAGCGAAGCCAAAGGACCUUGUGUUCGGGGUGGACCACCUAAAGCCGAACGUCUUGACCGAGGCAGAGGUGGCGAAGAUCCGGGCCCUAUACAACAUACCAGAAUCGAUAAAGAUGCGGAUCCUAGGGCCGUUAGAGUCGCUGAGUAAUCCGAAGGGGAGGUGGUCUUCUUCACGGAUGUCUUCAAGCACGGGCUUCGGCUGCCACUGA